UGUUUUACACCAGAUAUUAAAUGAGGCUUCCUGAUUUGGUUUUGUGUCAUCUUAAGCGGCAAUUUCUUAGAUCAGCUUCGCAUAAGUUGUUCUUUAAACGCUGCAAAACUUACUAUGCAACCACACCUAUUUAUUAUGUUAACUCUGUGCCACACAUUGGCCACCUGUAUACCACCACCCUUGCUGAUACUGCUUGUCGAUGGAAACAACUUGUAACUGACACUGAGUGUCGGUUAGCUACAGGAACAGAUGAAUAUGGCUCAAAAGUGAUGAAGGCUGCAGCCAUAAAUGAUAUGGAAACGAUAGAAUAUUGUAACAAAAUAUCAUCAAGGUUCAAAGAAAUGUGUGACGAGUUUGGGUUAAGUUAUCAUGACUUUAUCCGUACCACUGAAGAACGACACAAAGAAACUGUUCAACACUUUUGGGAAGUUGUUCAAAGUAAUGGAUACAUAUACAAAGGUAUUUAUGAAGGCUGGUAUUGCACUUCCGAUGAAACUUUUCUUACUCAGUCCCAAGUGGAAGAAGUUCACAAUAAAUCCACAGGGAAAAGCGAAUAUGUUUCCAUUGAAUCCGGGCAUGCAGUAGAGUGGACUAAAGAAACAAACUAUAUGUUUCAACUUUCCUUUUUUACUGAUAUUAUCCGAGAAAAAAUACUAAGUGAUCCAGAUUUUGUUUAUCCAUCCAAAGCAAGGAAUGCUGUUUUAAAGUUACUUGAUGAACAAAUUGGAGAUCUCUCUAUUUCCAGAGAGAGAAGUAGGGUUCCAUGGGGGAUUCCUGUUCCUAGGGACUCAAGCCAGACCAUUUAUGUAUGGAUGGAUGCAUUGGUCAAUUACCUUACAGUUUCUGGGUAUCCAAGAUCAAGUUACACAGAAAUGUGGCCAGCAGAUGUCCAUUUUAUAGGGGUGGAUAUUUUGAAGUUUCAUGCAAUUUUUUGGCCAGCGUUUUUAAUGGCUGCUGGUAUUGAACUGCCUAAACAAAUUGUUGCUAGUUCCCACUGGACUAUAGACUAUUCCAAAAUGUCAAAAAGCAAAGGAAAUGUGGUGGAUCCAUUUGAUAUUGCGGGAAAAGUAACAGCAGAGGGGUUUAAGUAUUUUCUUCUUAGGCAAGGAGUGUUGGAACAUGAUUGUAAUUACACUGAGAGUUUGGUUUAUGAAGUUAUAAAUGCGGAUCUUGUCAAUGUUUUGGGGAACUGCUUAAAUCGAGCAGGGGCUAAAAAACUAAAUCCUCAGAAUCACUACCCUCCAUUUCAUAAAGAAAUAUUCUCCAAAGAUGAAUUAGGCAACUACAUUGAAAAGCGGAUAACAGACUUGGACAUGAAUUACAUACAGCAAGUGAAAAACCUUCCUGCGGUUGCAGACUCCCAUUGCUCAAAAUUUCACUUCUACAAUGCAAUUCAUGAAAUCAUCUCCAUAGCAAGGGAAGCAAACAUGAUGGUUCACCGACACCAAGCGUGGAAGUUAGACGAACAUCCCGAUGAUCUGAAACUGUUGGAAAGCAUUGUGCAUUCAGUGUUUGAAGGUUUAAGGGUGGCUGGUAUUCUUCUUCAGCCAAUGAUUCCAACUUUGGCCACAAAACUGUUGGACAAGUUAAAUAUUCCUCUAAAUGAAAGAACAUGGGUUAAAGCUAAUGAAAGUUUUCUUGAGUUAAAUGGCCAACAUGAACAUUUAAUAGGAAGAAAGCUGGGCAACGAUACUACAGUUCUCCUCAAGCGUUUAAAGAAAUAGUGUUUUUUUUAUUUUUAAAUAAAGUUAUGCCUUGGCA
Molecule: messenger RNA, 1761 nt
Organism: Ciona intestinalis (vase tunicate)
Lineage: Eukaryota; Metazoa; Chordata; Ascidiacea; Phlebobranchia; Cionidae
Source: RefSeq, a predicted model, not a curated record